GGUUAAACUUGGUUGACACCUACUGUCUACUUGCAAUAAUCUCCACGUAUGAAUCCGAUCAUGACAUUUUGCAGCCGAGUGAAGUGCCCGGUGAAGAUCGUGUAAACCGUGAGAGGAAGCUGAGAGGGUGCGUGAGAGGAAAAUAUUGCAGCUACUACCGUAGCUGGCGAUGACGAGGGAAAAUUCAGUGAACCUGGCGCCGCCCAAUAAUAACUCUCCGCUCUUAGCCUCAUCUCGUAGACCCUCUCCCCAAAUAAUGCUCGGAGAUCAAACGUCCCCUCCCGGCGAUACCGUCUCCGCUCCUCCGGAAACCGGAUCCAGUCUGUCCUCGCCGCCGCCGCCACACCCGCCUCCUCCUUCAUUCGAUCCGAGUCGAAUGAUCGGUAUAAUCAAGAGGAAGGCUUUGAUAAAAGAGCUGGCGGCUGUCUACCACGCUGAGUGCCUCGCUUAUUGCCAGGAGCUACUAGAACUACAGAAGAAGUCGGAAGAGCCAUUUCUGGAUUCAAAGCCUCCUGAAGAUUCUAGGAAGGAGAAAACAAGACCCACCAAAUGCUCCAAGAAGGGUCGGUAGUAUUUGUGUUAUAGCUGCUCGGCCACAAGUGUGUAACCCUGGAAUCAGCCUGCCAUCUUUUGCGAAUUGUUUUAUGGAAGCCCUUUUAAACCUAGUGCUGCUGUCAAAUUGGAUGGAUGUGUGCAUCUGCAUACAUCUCUCUGUGUAACUUCUCAUUACAGUAAGACGUGAUCUAGUGGCGGUGAAUGUGGUUAAAUUGCAACUGUGUUUUGCGAGUUGGUAGAGUUGCAGAGAAGGGACAACUUCAACCUUUGAUUGGUAUUCGCAUAUAUGACGAGAUGGUCCUCGUUUUGGAGUCGAGAGAUAGUAAAGCUAAUAUAGAACGAACCGUCGAGAACUUUUUGGCUGUGAGGUCGACUCAACACAGGUCGCUGCUGGAAGCUGCUACUAUGUUCUAUCCUUUGGUCCGUAAUGUAAUUCAUAUUGAAAAGAAAGAGUAUAUAUUGUAAGCAAUGAACUUCUGGCUUUGUGCAGCACUUUUUAAUUUCCAGAGAAAAUUGUCUGCUGUUGUUACAUCUUAUCUAUUGUCA
Messenger RNA from Linum tenue, 1101 nucleotides. NCBI's taxonomy places the organism in Eukaryota, Viridiplantae, Streptophyta, Magnoliopsida, Malpighiales, Linaceae. The record is from the annotation of a GenBank genome assembly.